GGGGCUGCUGGAGCGCUCCUGUCACUAGUGGCUGCUGCCUGCCGGGGCGGGGGGAGGCUGCCAGCGACUGCGGCGGCUGAGGCGGCGGGCGAGCGUCAGCGCCGGGCUCGGCCCCCUUCGUGCAGCUGUGAAUUCCAUUACAAAGUUGAUGAAAGGCAUCAGCGUAUCCUGCCUUCACAGAUAAAAGAUGGGUGGAUUAUUUUCCCGAUGGAGGGCAAAACCUUCAACAGUAGAAGUUCUGGAAAAUAUAGAUAAGGAAAUCCAAGCAUUAGAAGAAUUUAGAGAAAAAAAUCAAAGAUUACAGAAACUAUGGGUUGGAAGGUUACUCCUCUACUCCUCACUUCUUUACCUGUUUACUUGCAUAGUGGUAUACUUGUGGUAUCUUCCGGAUGAAUUUACAGCAAGACUCACUAUGACACUACCGUUUUUUGCAUUUCCAUUGAUCAUAUGGACCAUAAGAACAAUACUUAUUUUCUUCUUUUCCAAGAGAACAGAAAGAAAUAAUGAAGCAUUGGAUGAUUUAAAAUCACAGAAGAAAAAAAUACUUGAAGAAGUCAUGGAAAAAGAAACUUACAAGACUGCUAAAUUAAUUCUUGAAAGGUUUGAUCCAGAAUCAAGGAAGGCAAAGGAGCUUGAGCCAUCAUCUUUAGGAGCAGCUGCAACUGCCAGGCCUGGACAAGAAAUCCGUCAGCGGACUACAGCUCAAAGAAACCUUUCUCCAUCAACACCAGCAAGUCCGAACCAAGGAUCACCUCUACAAGUUCCAGGAUCUCCCGGUCCACAAAAGGAUACUUCAGCUCCUGGUGGACCACCGGAAAGAGCUGUUGCUCCAGCCUUGCAGUCAAAUGUGUUACCAAGGCGUCUUGGAUCCCCUGCUACUUCAAUGCCUGGAAUGGGUCUUCAUCCUCCUGGUCCACCUUUAGCAAGACCCAUUCUCCCUCGAGAAAGAGGUGCUCUGGAUAGAGUUGUUGAGUAUCUAGUUGGUGAUGGUCCACAGAACAGGUAUGCUCUUAUAUGUCAACAGUGUUUUUCUCAUAAUGGCAUGGCUUUGAAGGAAGAGUUUGAAUACAUUGCAUUUCGGUGUGCAUAUUGUUUCUUCCUGAAUCCUGCAAGAAAAACUAGACCUCAGGCUCCAAGACUUCCAGAGUUCAGUUUUGAGAAGAGACAGCUUUUGGAAGGACAGAGUUCUGUUGGUCCUGUGCAACUAGGAAGUACGAUUUCACAAGAGAACCAAUUUACUGAAGGAGCAGCAGUGCCCCAGAAGUCUUAUUGUCUGUCUGAAAUCUCCGGAAUGAAGUCUAACUGGCUCAAACUCAGCCCCAUUAAGAGUCUUUAGAAGAAAAAGAUGUACCUAUUAAUUGCACAGAUCAGACAGAAGAAAAAGCAUCAGAUACAGAGCAGACAAAUCAAACAAAUGAAAAAGCAUCUGGUCCAAUGGAACAAGAAGACAACGUAGCAGGGGAGGCUGAGAACAAAGAAACUACAGUUAAUGAAGCCAAAUCUACAAUUUCUAAUGCUGAUUCUGCUGCUGUUGAUGAACCAAAUGGAGAGUCUUUGAUGGAAAUUGAGUAAAUGCUUCCAAGUGCCUUCAACUAGAUCUCUGUAACUACUUGUUGAUGUCAGCUAUUGCUUUACAGGUGGUGUUUCUGUUUCUGUUGGUUUUUUUUUUGUUUUUGUUUUUUUUUUUUGUUGGUUGGUUGGUUGGUUUCAGUUUUUUAACAGUCUUUUUGGUAUCUGAGCUGUGACUGCCUAGCUAUUUCAGUCUGUCAAGUCCAUCUACUAGGUAUUUAAAGUUGAAAGGGUAAUGCUAUCAGUGCAAUAAAACCCUAUAGAAUAUGCAAAGAUUAGCAUUAUGACAGUUUCUAAACAUAUUUUGGCCACUUUAAGCAAAUGCGAUAGCAAGUUUAUUUUCUCAUACACGUGACCUGUAAAUAAUAUUCAUUUUGUCAGAGGAAGAACUUUGAUUAGGAAGAACUAUCAUAGCAUUUGGUUUAAAGAAUGAAAAUCUUGUAGGAUUUUUAAUGUCUUAACAUUAAAAAAUGGAUAGGAUUUUUCACCUGUAGAUAUUUGCUGGAUAAAGUGUAUAUUUAGGCACUCAUCUUUAAGCCGUAUAAAGUUAUUCUAUAACUGUAACUAUAGACAUUGUUGCAUAAAUAUUUUUACUACGAGUACAGUUGAACAGUCAAUUGCAGUAUUUCUUUUGAUGUCACUUACUUUGCAGAUGGGCCAAAGGCACAUGUGUUAUGUAUCUAGCUAGUGUUUACAUGAAGACAAAAUAGGAAAUUUCUCUACAUUUGAUUGUACUUGAAUGCCGACCAUUAUUUAUACUUGUAUAAUAAUGAUGUAAGUGAAUUUUGUGCCUUUGUGUGUGUAUUUUGUUAAGGAAAAUAAAGACUUAUCUAGCAGCAUUUUAAAACUUUUAAUUUUUGUUAAACAUUGAGAGUUUUUGAAACAACCUUUGGGCAUGUGUUUUUGUUAAACUAUGAAAUUUCAUAAUGUGAAGAACUCUGAGUUGAUAAAUCUUCAAGCUAUUUGUUCCUUUUUUAGGGAGUGUUUGUGUUUAAAUUAGUUGCUUUUAAAAUUUUGGAAAAAAUUAAAAUGAAGCAUAUAUUUAUUUCAUCAUCUUCUAAAUCCUUUUAAUCUAGGAUAGGCAGAGUUCACCUAGCAUGGUUAAUUGGUUCCAUAGUAACAAAUUUUAGGCAAAACAACAUCACGAAGGCCAGUUAUAGGAAUAGAAUUAAGCAGAAUAGAAUGCAGGAGCUAUCUAGGUAGUGAGCAGGAGCUAUCUAGGUAGUGAGCAAGAGCUACACAGGUAAAAACUUCAUAGUAGGGUUUGGUUAUAAUGUUCUGACAGUUUGCAAUACUCUUAAUUUAUUUGGAAGCAUUAGCAAAAUAUGAAUCCUUAUGUCUGUAGAUCAGAAGCUACAUUUUUAAAACAUUAAUUAUACUUUAAUGCCACUUGGACCUGUGGACUUUGGUAAGGAAGUUUAUUACUAUGAUAACCGGUAGUUAUUUGCUAGGAACUGGAUUACAGUUUCCUACAGUGAUACUGAGGAUUAAAUGGGAGAAAAGAUGCAUAUAAAUGAUUCCUUAAGAUUAAAGCAUGGAAGCAGUUCCAUGGUCUUGAAUAUUGAGUUUUUACUCUAAGAUUAAAGUUGAUAUUUCUUGCUUCUUUGUAGAUCUUAAAAAAUACUAGAUCCUUUUGGUGCCAGCUGAUUGUCCAAAACAAGUUGAAAGGAAGCUGUUAUGCAAAAUUGAAUGUAUUCAGUAUAUAUAACAGCUGUUUCUUAAAUUGUACACAUAUGCCUCAUUAAAAACUAAAUGAAACAUUA
Trichosurus vulpecula (common brushtail) is the source of this 3332-nucleotide messenger RNA. It is a transcript of the gene LNPK, whose product is annotated as lunapark, ER junction formation factor. Lineage: Eukaryota; Metazoa; Chordata; Mammalia; Diprotodontia; Phalangeridae. Gene Ontology annotation, biological process: endoplasmic reticulum tubular network organization. Gene Ontology annotation, cellular component: endoplasmic reticulum tubular network. The record is from RefSeq and is a predicted model, not a curated record. The transcript is spliced from 14 exons. The coding region runs from base 188 to 1336 and encodes 382 amino acids.